This is a messenger RNA of Scatophagus argus, 2769 nucleotides long. RefSeq names its product protein disulfide isomerase Creld1 (gene creld1a). The record is from RefSeq and is a predicted model, not a curated record. Gene Ontology annotation, molecular function: calcium ion binding. NCBI's taxonomy places the organism in Eukaryota, Metazoa, Chordata, Actinopteri, Scatophagidae. Bases 138 to 860 code for a protein of 240 amino acids. The transcript has 6 exons.
CUCAUGUAUUCUCCGCCCGCUCGGAAUGUUUAUAAUCAAACACAGAAGUGUGCAGUGUGAGACAAAUGUGUCUCGGCUGAAUUCGUUUUAAUACACUUCGGACUCAGUCGACCCACACAGAAGAGGUGGGAGUAAGGAUGCCUCACAGCAACCUGCUGCAGGCUGCAUGGAUGUGCUGUUUGCUGGCUCUUCAGGUGCACAGCUGUCCAGAUAUCUGCAGCAAGUGUUCAGGCCUGAAAAGUGACCAGUGUGAGGAAUGCAGAACAGGAUGGACACUCCAUAAUAACACCUGUGUAGACAUUGAUGAGUGUGGCACAGAGCUGGGUAUCUGUCCUGCAAACAGCUACUGUGUCAAUACAAAGGGUUCCUAUGAGUGCAGAGACUGUGACCCAGCCUGUGUGGGAUGUAUGGGUAGCGGACCAGCACGCUGCAGGAAAUGUGCCUCUGGGUUCACACUCACAGGGUCCAAGUGUUUGGAUAUAGAUGAAUGUAGUGACAGGGUCCUGGCUUGUCAUAGUCUGAAUGAGAUUUGCACCAACACAGAAGGCUCAUUCCGCUGUGACUGUGCUGAAGGAUUCAUCCGCAGGGACAGUGUUUGUGUGAAGAGGCAGCAGCCCCUCUGUCCAUCUCCCCAUGCAGGCGCACAGGAGAAAGGUCUGUUUGAGGAUAUCCAGGAUGAUGAGGUGGAGGUGCUGCAGCAGAUGUUCUUCGGGGUGGUGCUUUGUGCUCUGGCCACACUGGCUGUUAAGGGAGAUUUGGUUUACACAUCUAUAUUCAUGGGAGCUGUGGCAGCCAUGGCAGGGUACUGGCUUUCUGACAGGGGGGAUCGUUUGUUAGACAACUUCCUAAAGGGACGUUAAAGCUCAAAACUGCUCUAAAAAGGACGUAAGUAUUUCAUACUGCAGAUGCACAAAUACACGUGCCAGUGUUCAACAAGGCCUCAUACAAUCACUGUUCAGACAGAUCAGGUGAAUCUUUUAACAAGCGUUGACCCACCAUGAAGUUUUAUUAUUGUUUUAGUUCAGCGAGUACACUAAAGAACGAUUCCAGCGGAUUGCCCAGCUGUAACACUUUCCUGUGCUGCUUUUUAUUCUCUUCAAGCAUCAACUUCGUUCUGGCAUUUAUAGCCACCGUCAUCUAACGUCUCAAAUUGUAAAUUUAAUUGAACUAUGUGUAUGUAUGUGUACAUAAAUUAUGUAUUAGAUUUACUUCUUAUAGUGUAUCAGUAACACUGUAUUUACAUUCUAAAUAUAAGGCUGUAACAUCUACAGUGUUGUAUAUAGUAACAUUUUAAUGCCCAUUUUCUCCAUGGGCAUCUUUAUGUCUCACGAGUGUGGAAGACUGAAAUAAAUAUGUGCAGUGUGAACACGCACUCAUUUUGAAGCGAGAUGCUAUUGUUGAUGAUACAUUUUUUUGACAUUUGUUAGGUAAUAUAAAGUCCAGCACGAUUUUCUGAAAGCUUUAGAGAACACAACUAUAUAUGAUAGUAUGAAUGUAUGAAUAUGAAUAAUCAUGCUGCUGUUAUGUGCGUCUCUCCACCUCCCCAUCACUGCAGAUUCGUCAGCGUCAUGUCAUCAGUCUAGUCAGCCACCAGAUAUUCCUUGGUGCUGCUCAGGGCAGAUGCACCGUGAAAAUCAUAAAAUUUCCCCAUAAAAUAUAAGAACCAAACAAUCAAGACUCAUGUCAAGAGUUAAUGAAACAGUCAACCCAAAUGAAAAUUCAGCCAAUGGCUACCGAACGCCAUACUGCUGAGAAGUCAGUUUUAGUUUCUUUGACAAAAAAUUCUGAAGUAGAUGUGGACUUAACACGUUAUCCCACCCCCACCUUCACCUGACAUCCACCCCGGCAAAAAACAUAAAAUGAUUCCAUACAUAAUGUUAUAGUUAUAUAAUCCAAGUCUCUGGAAACCCCGCUAUUUCAAAUUGAUUUAAAAAGAUGUGUGCUUGUUUGCAUAACAUAAUUUAAUGCAUUUACGCUGACUGUUUUAGUACCAGAAAAGUAGAAAAUUGCAAACAGAGACAGAAAGAAAGUCACUUUUAUUUGAUGGAUAUAAACAAGCUGGCCAACACUCAAUAGUAAUAUUCUGAUACAGCACAUACAAUAGCAAACUGGGGUACUGAGGACAGCCUCCUAGGUUUAAAAAAAAGUACAGAGUAUCCAUGCUUCAUUCAAAACUUUGAAUCAGUCUCGCUUUUUCUUUUUUAUUUCUCUAGGGACUUCCUCUGAUAAAGUUUUUUUUUUUUAAUAGAUUCUUCUGUUUUGGAUUCAUAACACACAGUCUCACACGCACACUUACUGACACACAAACGCACCCGCGCCCAUAAAAGCAGCUAUGUACCCUCAUUUAAACACACACACACACACACACACACACUCACACACACGCAUCUCUCUUUUCUGAAUACGUUGACACAAGCAACCCCAUAAACAUGCUGCACUCUCACGAAACUGCACAGGCUGUCUACUAAUUGGACACAGUAAGUGAGACACACAUCACUCUCAAACACAACAUCACACCGUCACAAUGCACGAUGCAGAUGCAAUUAAUGAGUGAGGAAUGAUGCUUCAUGGGAGAUUAGCUCACGUUCACACAGGUAAUCAUUCAGCAUGCUGGACACUCACAUUUAACUUGUUCCUAGGAUUUUACUGUACAGCUCAAAACAUUUACUUAUACAAAUAGUACAGUGUCAAACUGGCAUAUUCAAUAAGCUGAAACAAUAGAAAAAAAUAAAGCUAACUUAAAUAAAUAACAAAAAGAAUAAUAAAAAA